Molecule: messenger RNA, 819 nt
Organism: Dipodomys spectabilis (banner-tailed kangaroo rat)
Lineage: Eukaryota; Metazoa; Chordata; Mammalia; Rodentia; Heteromyidae
Product: forkhead box protein N4-like
Biological process (GO): regulation of transcription by RNA polymerase II
Molecular function (GO): DNA-binding transcription factor activity, RNA polymerase II-specific; transcription cis-regulatory region binding
Source: RefSeq, a predicted model, not a curated record
ACGGCCCCGGACCGGCUGGAGAACUCGGUGCGGCACAACCUGUCCCUGAACAAGUGCUUCGAGAAGGUGGAGAGCAAGCUGGGCGGCUCCUCGCGCAAGGGCUGCCUGUGGGCCCUGAACCUGGCGCGCAUCGACAAGAUGGAGGAGGAGAUGCACAAGUGGAAGAGGAAGGACCUGGCGGAUCACCGCAGCAUGGCCAACCCGGAGGAGCUGGACAAACUCAUCUCCGACCGGCCUGAAAACUGCCGGCGUCCUGGCAAAGCCGGGGAGCCCGAGGCCCCCAUGCUCACUCACGCCACCACGGUGGCCGUGGCCCGCAGCUGCCUGGCCGUCCCGCAGCUCCCACCCAGGACCCUGUCCCUGCACCAGCAGGUGCAGCAGCAGGCACAGCUGGCCCCAGACUCACCAGCGCCCGCCCAGACGCCGCCCCUGCAGGCCCUGGCAGCGCUGAGCCCUGGGCCUCUUCCCCAGCCCACCAUGGGCCGGGCUCCCGGGGACUUCCUCAACAUCAGCGCCGACAUGAGCACCGAAGUGGACGCCCUGGACCCCAGCAUCAUGGACUUCGCUCUGCAGGGGAACUUCUGGGAGGAGAUGAAGGACGAUGCUCUGGGAGCCUUUGGGGACUCCCCACUCGGCUGUGACCUGGGACCCGCAGCUCUGAUCCCCGGGCCUGGCUGCAGUGACCGUGCCUUCCCGGAUGUGCAGGUGACGGGCCUCUACGCCGCCUACUCCACUCCCAACGGCGCAAACCCCUCGGUGGCCCCCACGGCCCCCCAGUACCUAGGCCCCGCAGGGAACAAACCCAUCGCCCUGCUCUGA